Messenger RNA from Salvia miltiorrhiza (redroot sage), 1569 nucleotides. RefSeq names its product agmatine coumaroyltransferase-2-like. Lineage: Eukaryota; Viridiplantae; Streptophyta; Magnoliopsida; Lamiales; Lamiaceae. The transcript has a single exon. Gene Ontology annotation, molecular function: acyltransferase activity, transferring groups other than amino-acyl groups. The record is from RefSeq and is a predicted model, not a curated record. The coding region runs from base 26 to 1381 and encodes 451 amino acids.
UUGUUCUAGUAUAUAAAUCCCUAAUAUGGCCUCCACUACACUCUCAUCGCCUAAUAAAUUUCGUAAAGCAAUCAUGAAAUUGAAAAUAGCAAGUUCAAAGCUUAUUAAGCCUUUGUAUGUAGGCAACCCUCCUCCAACAUUAACCGAUUGCAUCCCUUUAUCUGUCUUUGAUAAGGUGACCUACGAUCAACAUGUAGCCGUUGUUUAUGCAUAUCGCCCUCCGACACCACCCAAUGCGACGAUCGAGCAAGGCCUAAGGAGGGCCUUGGCCGCGUAUCGCGGGUGGGCCGGGAGGCUCGGUAAAGAUGCCAAUGGCGAUCCGAUCAUUCUUCUGAAUGACGAGGGCGUUAGGUUUGUGGAGGCAUCGGUUGAUCGUAAUCUAGAUCAAUCCGUCACCUUCAGUCCUUCGACGUCUUUGUUAAGCAUGCACCCCGCCUUGGAGGGCGUGGUCGAGCUCGUUCAGGUUCAGCUCACGAGAUUCUCGUGCGGCUCGAUGGUCGUGGGGUUCACCGCCCACCACCUCGUGGCGGACGGUCACGCCACGAGCAACUUCCUGGUUGCAUGGGGCCUAGCUUCGCGGGGACAUGAAAUUACAUCAUUACCCUUUAAUGAUCGUACGAUAUUCUCCCCGCGAAAUCCCCCGAGAUUUGACUUUCAACAUAGAGGGGCUGAGUACAUCUCUAGAAACUUCAAGAAAGUGUACCCCUUGAUAGAUCAUGAUGUGGAUGACAUUGUGGCACACAAAGUUCAUUUCACCUCGGAGUUUCUCUCCAGGGUCAAGGCCAGGGCUUCCUCGAUGAAUGGAUCGAGGAAGCCCUUUAGCACCUUCGAGAGCCUCUUGGCUCAUCUUUGGAGAACCAUAACAAAGGCGCGCGGCUUGAACGGGUCCGAGACCACCCAACUAAGGAUCUCCGUGGACGGCCGGGCCCGACUAAACCCUAGGGUUCCAAAUGAAUAUUUCGGGAAUUUGGUGCUGUGGGCAUUUGCGAAGGCGAAAGUGGACGACCUCUUACGCGCGCCUCUCCCCUACGCGGCUAAGCUUUUGCACGAGGCGGUCGUAAAUGUGAACGACGACUACUUCAAAUCGUUCAUCGACUUUGCAAAUCACAAGGUGGAGGAGGAAGAUCUUGUUCCAAAUGCAGACACAGAAGAGUCAAUAUUGUGGCCAAAUUUGGAGGUUCAUAGCUGGCUAAGGUUUCCAUUUUAUGAUCUUGAUUUGGGAAGUGGAAGUCCAUACAUUUUCUUGCCCUCAUUCUCGCCCACAGAGGGCAUGAUAUUCCUUCUCCCCUCCUUCGCCGGCGACGGAAGUAUCGACGUUUUUGUUCCUCUCUUUCAAGAAAAUUACACAAUUUUCAAAGAAAUUUGUUUUUCCUUAGAAUAGAAUCAUACAUUCACAAGGAGAAUUCUAUAUUUUGCAUUGUUUAUUUAAUUUUGGAGAAUAUAUAUACCGCUAGUAGUAAAUUGUGAAGCCAGUUGUAAGCUAGGUACAUCUAUCUUGAUACCUGCUAUUUACUUGUAACUUGUGUUAUUUUAUAAUUAAUUAACAUUUUGUUAUAUCGUUAUGAAAAA